Messenger RNA from Scophthalmus maximus (turbot), 1949 nucleotides. RefSeq names its product claudin 7a (gene cldn7a). Bases 327 to 968 code for a protein of 213 amino acids. The record is from RefSeq and is a predicted model, not a curated record. Lineage: Eukaryota; Metazoa; Chordata; Actinopteri; Pleuronectiformes; Scophthalmidae. Gene Ontology annotation, cellular component: plasma membrane; bicellular tight junction. Gene Ontology annotation, biological process: cell adhesion; bicellular tight junction assembly. Gene Ontology annotation, molecular function: structural molecule activity. The transcript has 4 exons.
GGAGACAUUUCCCAGCAGCGACUCCCAGGGGGAUCGCAGCUCCGCGCAUCAGCGGGCAUGAUAGAAUUACACACCCACUUUCACACCGUCAGCCACGUCCUGCAAGAGCCCAUCCCCGACUGAAGACCCCCGGCACACAGCUCAGGGGCCACACGGACACCGCCGGCGCCUUUGGCACGCGUCAAUGACCACUUGCAGAACUUGAUAAGAAGAGAUUCGUAGCGCGCAGAGAGCGAAACGCACUCGGGAUCUUCUUGUUUUUCUUCUUUUUUUUUAAGUUUGCAGAAAAGGGGACUUAAAGAAAAGAAGGGAGAAAAAAAACAACGAUGGCCAACUCCGGUAUCCAGCUGUUGGGGUUUUUCCUGUCGCUGAUGGGCAUCGUGGGACUGAUCGUCGGGACUGUCCUGCCGCAGUGGAAGAUGUCCGCGUACGUCGGGGACAACAUCAUCACCGCCGUGGCCAUGUACCAGGGCCUGUGGAUGUCGUGCGCCUUCCAGAGCACCGGGCAGCUCCAGUGCAAAAUCUACGACUCCAUCCUGCUGCUCGACAGUUCGCUCCAGGCCACUCGAGCCUUGAUGAUAGUUGGCAUCAUCGUGUCCAUAGCAGGGCUAGGUGUGGCCUGCAUGGGAAUGAAGUGCACCACCUGCGGAGGGAGCGAAAAACUGCGCAAGUCCCGCAUCGCCAUGACAGGAGGCAUCAUCCUCCUCGUGGGCGGGCUUUGUGCCAUCGUAGCGUGCUCCUGGUUUGCUCACAAUGUCAUCCGGGCUUUCUAUAACCCCUACACUCCUGUCAACACCAAGUUUGAGUUUGGUGCAGCCAUCUUCAUCGCGUGGGGCGGCUCCCUCUUAGACGUCCUCGGCGGCGCCAUGUUGGCUGCUUCUUGUCCAAGAAAGAAGCAGGUGUCCAAAUAUCCGUCCAUGGCCAGUUCCCGCUCCGGUGCUCAGAGCGGCACGAAGGAAUAUGUCUGAGAGGUGCCGACCACCACACAGAGCCUGGGACUCGAGGAAGUUUCCCCCCUGCUUAUUGCAGCACCGGCGAGGAGUAAAAAAAAAAAAACAGGAAGGAUUAUGGGCAGUCGUGAAUCAUAAGACAGAUGCAAAGAGUUACUGAAAAUGGGACUUUGACCUUACUUUUUCAUUCAGGCCUUUGAUAACCCCUCGAUUAUCAUGCAGCAAUCUCACUCAUUUUGCGAACGGUGUCUCGCACCCCGCACACACAUUCCACAGUUGUUUACAAGUGGGCUUCGCAAACACAUUAUAAUUGGAUCCCCUGACUUAAUAGACAAGCCUCUGGGUGGAACCUCUUGAAUCGUAUCCUAAAGGGUGGAUCGUAGCCAAUGCUUGCACGUCCAUGCUAGAACCGGCAUCUGUUAGCAUUUGCCGUGUAAUUGAAAGUAAUCAAUUCCAGUUGAGCGACCUAGGCUGAGAAUCAGGGGGCUCCGAACGACAGACACACAGGGUGACAAUGCAAUGUUUUGUGUAAACUGUUGGUGGCUCUAAAAUAGAUUUCCUGCGACUUCGCACACAGCGCUCACUGUGUAGGGUGAGCAUGUCACACAGGCCUUUUACUACAACACUCACGACAGGCCCCACGCCUCUUCACACCAGUGUGUUACAAACCCUGCUCAGCAUGGGAAAUAUUUCAUCAUGUAGUCACUGUGCCACGAUCGCUCUCAUAGCUUCCACAUCAGCCGCUAUGAGAAUGAACUGCCUCUAUUUAUUUUGUCAAACGUAGCUUUUUUUUUUUUUGCUCGUGUAGAUUUUCAUAAUUGAUAGUCAACUGUGGCCCUUUUGUAGCUUUUCAGAGAUUCUGUCAUAUAUGUAUGUUUUAUGCUCUGACUUUUUUUUAUGUCAUAGUUUUAUACAUUCGGCUCAUCUAGCAGGUAAUGGUGUAACGAAACAUUUUUAACAUGUAUAAUCGUACUGAAAUAAUAAAGAUAUUGCAACAUU